Molecule: messenger RNA, 1524 nt
Organism: Papilio machaon (common yellow swallowtail)
Lineage: Eukaryota; Metazoa; Arthropoda; Insecta; Lepidoptera; Papilionidae
Product: mitochondrial 2-oxoglutarate/malate carrier protein
Exons: 6
Coding region: 128-1009 (293 amino acids)
Biological process (GO): succinate transmembrane transport; phosphate ion transmembrane transport; oxaloacetate transport
Molecular function (GO): thiosulfate transmembrane transporter activity; sulfate transmembrane transporter activity; succinate transmembrane transporter activity
Source: RefSeq, a predicted model, not a curated record
UUCUCAAACAAGCAACGCGGUGCAGUGUUCUCAGUUAAAAUACGAAAGUGAUUACGAAAAAUUGUAAAAUAGUGACCGGACAAAGUAUAUAGUAUGUGGACAUUGCAAGUUAUGUUUUACAACAAAAAUGGCAGAACCACAGAUACCAAGAUGGGCUAACUUCAUCCUGGGUGGAUGCAGUGGCAUGAUGGCAGCGAGUGUGGUGCACCCUGCCGACCUUGUGAAGACGCGCAUGCAGUUGCUGGGGCCUAAGGUGAAGCUGUCCACGAUGACUGUAGUACAGAGAAUCGCUCGCAAGGAGGGAAUUCUCGGCUUCUACAGCGGCCUUUCUGCCUCGCUUUGCCGGCAGGCCACCUACACCGCCGGCAGGACGGGCUGCUUUUACUCCCUUCUAGACUUUUAUAAAGGUCACUACGGCAACCCGAGCUUCGUGGCGAAGCUGUGCCUCGCGUCGAUCGCGGGCAGCGUGGGGGCCGUGGUGGGCAACCCGGCGGAGAUCGCUCUCAUCCGGAUGACGGCCGACGGCCAAAUGCCGCCGGAGAAGAGAAGAAAUUACAAGAACGUCAUCGAUGCUAUCUUCAGGAUAGUACGCGAGGAGGGCCCGAUGGCACUGUUCCGUGGCGUCGCUUCCACCGUCACCCGGUCAGCCAUCGUCAAUGCCGCGCAGCUUGGCGGGUACGCUCAGGCGCGCGAGAUGCUGCUGCCGGUGAUGGGCGAGGGCAUAGGGUUGCACUUCGCGGCCGCUAUGAUAUCCGGCUUCAUCACCACCAUCGUCUACCUACCCGUGGACAUUGUUAAGACCAGGGUACAAAAUGCAUCAGAGCCCACAAGUCAGGUGAAAGUGCUGGUACAAAUAAUCAAGAACGAAGGACCACUCAAGUUGUGGUCGGGCUUCGUGCCCACGUACACUAAACUGGGGCCGCAGACUGUACUGCUGUUCCUUUUCCUCGAGCAGCUCGUCUCGUUGUACUUGAAGUUCAACCAACCACCGCCACCAAAAAAGAAAUAGUAAACUUGUGUAUUUUCCUGUGGGUCUUGCCACUCCCAUGAGGUGGUCGAGUUAUGUCAAUGCACGUUUGUAAAAAUAUUUAUAAAUAAAUUGGAUGUACAUUUAUAAAUAAUGGAAAGGUUAACGUUUUCGAUAAUGUUAGUUUUAUUUAUAUAGGAUAAGAGAAGUUUUGUGCUAAGCUGCACUCAGCAGUGGAAUAAACAGUAGGUCAAAUACCAGCUCCCCUAAUAACUAUCAAUAUGUUCCCAUACUUGUCACGUACUUCUACAAUAUAUUUUGUCUAUUCUGCUAGAAAUAUGGCUAAUCAAAUGUUACUUUAUCUAUAGACUUUUGGACCUAGUACGAAUAUUUCUGACAAGCGUCUCCAUAUCGUCAUCGUCAAUUAUGUCGAAACUAGUAUGAGAUUUUUAGUGUUGUCUACACCCGAUACAAUGACGAUACGAUGUCGAUUGUCGUGCUAGGUCUAUCGACCUUAAAUACAAGAUACGGUAUUCUAUGAUUUCUUUGUAGAAUGA